CGCAAGCAACCUAACAAACAGAAUAAGCACAUGUGCAACUAUCCGCAUUGCGGCUGGAGUUUUAAAAGAUACGAACAUCUUAAACGCCAUAUGCUCGUUCACACUGGUGAAAGAAGACAUGUGUGCCCUUACCCUGGUUGUGGCAAACGAUUCAGCCGAUCCGAUAAUUUUCACGCCCACUACCGUACUCAUGCAAAAAAG
Radiomyces spectabilis is the source of this 201-nucleotide messenger RNA. RefSeq lists its product as uncharacterized. The record is from RefSeq and is a predicted model, not a curated record. The transcript has a single exon. Gene Ontology annotation, molecular function: DNA-binding transcription factor activity, RNA polymerase II-specific; RNA polymerase II cis-regulatory region sequence-specific DNA binding. Gene Ontology annotation, cellular component: transcription regulator complex; PcG protein complex. The annotation marks the transcript as partial. NCBI's taxonomy places the organism in Eukaryota, Fungi, Mucoromycota, Mucoromycetes, Mucorales, Radiomycetaceae. Gene Ontology annotation, biological process: regulation of transcription by RNA polymerase II.